This is a messenger RNA of Ostreobium quekettii, 360 nucleotides long. The record is from the annotation of a GenBank genome assembly. Lineage: Eukaryota; Viridiplantae; Chlorophyta; Ulvophyceae; Bryopsidales; Ostreobiaceae.
AUGAGGGAGGCUGCGACACAAGUCUACUCUCGAAGCCCCCCACGCCUGCCGAUGCCAUCCGCAUGCUCCGUGCCAUCCUGGCGCUGGCGCUGUUGCCCAUCAGCCACCGGUGUCAGCUCUUGGUCGCCAUUCGGCUUUGGAGCCGAGGGCGUUGCAGAGGCGCUCCUCGACGGCCGAGUGGCGCCGGGCGCGGAUCAGGGUGGUGCCGGCGAUGGCGUAGAGUUCCUUUUGGCCAACAAGCUCUUUCUGCAGAGGGGUUUGAGGUGGCGAAGGACUUCAGGAUGGCUGCCUCUGAGUGGCUGUGCCAGUGGCCUUGAGGAAGUGGAUUUUGCAGGAUAUCCGAUGGGUCCAGGAGGCUGA